Molecule: messenger RNA, 4660 nt
Organism: Betta splendens (Siamese fighting fish)
Lineage: Eukaryota; Metazoa; Chordata; Actinopteri; Anabantiformes; Osphronemidae
Gene: stk11ip
Product: serine/threonine kinase 11 interacting protein
Exons: 26
Coding region: 168-3794 (1208 amino acids)
Biological process (GO): intracellular protein localization
Cellular component (GO): cytoplasm
Molecular function (GO): protein binding
Source: RefSeq, a predicted model, not a curated record
UUUGGCUAGCUCGUCAUGUGAUCAAAAAAAAUGUCAACAUCAGAGACCAAUAUGAUAUGACAAGCAAAACCCUCCCUUUCUUUGUAAACAGCGUUUGAGGUUUUUAGCAGUGGGUUCUCGGAGUGAGUGGUUAAUGUCUAUCUAUUAUUUGGCUGUCACUGCAGAGGAUGGCUGUUUCCCACGCUGGCCAGUCCACCCUUGUACGCAGCUUAGCCACACUUCUGCGAAAUGAUGGUGACUUGGUGCUGGAUGGCAGUAGUACCUUGACUUUGCCAGCAGCCAGCUUGCAGCAGCUCAACAGGCUCUUUGAACAGCACUUGCUGUCCAGGAGCCAGCAGCAUGGCUUCCUGGCCUUGCCCUCCCACCCUGCCGACACAGACUCCCUGUUGCAGCUGCAAUUUCUGUUUGACAUCUUGCAAAAGACAGUUUCCCUCAAGCUCAUUAACUCACCAGAGGUGAGAAUUCAGUCUGUGGUGAAAAUCUUCCCAUUCAAAUCUCUGAAGUGUUUAGAGCUGAAGCGGAUUCCCCCACACUGUCUUGAGGGGCUUAGGGGAGUCUACUCCCAGUUGGAGGUCUUCAUCUGCUCAAAAAGUCUCAGCUCCUUGGAGGAGCUGCUGUCUCUGUGUGGGGGUGACCUGAGCUCUGCACUGCCCUGGCUGGAGCUGCACACUCUUAACUUCAGCUACAACUCUAUUGUCGCUCUAGACCAGUCAAUAAGUUUACUGAACGUCCUAAAAUCUUUGGAUCUAAGUCAUAACAAGAUUCAGGACUGUGCUGAUUUUCUUACGCCCUUAAGUGAGUUGGAACACUUGAAUCUAGGAUACAACUGCCUCCAGAGGGCGCCAACGUUGGGCCUGAGCGCCAGGUCCAAACUCAUCAUGCUCAUCCUCAGGAAUAAUGAACUGGAGACAAUAAAUGGUGUAGAGCAGCUGUCAUCCCUUCAGCACUUAGACCUGUCCUAUAACCUCCUGCUGGAGCAUUCUCAACUGGCUCCUCUCUCCCUGUUGCACUGCCUUAAGACACUCAACCUUGAGGGCAACCCGCUGUACUUCCAGAAGACCCACCGCACCUGCACCGUACGUCAUCUCUCGCCAAAGGCCGCCAGCCUUAAAGUCAAACUUGAUGGUAUCCAACUUUCCUCAUCUGAGUUAUCAGUUCUGCCCAAACCAGGACACCUGAGUGUCCAGGUCAAGACGGUCGCCCCGCCGCCAGAACGGAGCAAUUUAGAAGUGUCCAGUGGUGCCGGGGAACUUAGUGACAGCCAGUCGUUUGGAGACGUGCGAGUCUCGCACAUUCACAGGAAGAAAGUCAGGAGUAAAGUGAAGGUGCGUAGAGCCAGCAUAUCGGAGCCCAGUGAAUCCGAUUACGAGCCUAGAGCUUCCUCCACACCGAGCAUCGUCCUUGCUCACCAGCAGGAGAUUGAGCGCAUGUCUAACUUCAGAGAUCAGCUUGGGGAGGAUUGGUUGAGGUACCAACACCAUCUAGAUGGAGCCUCUACAUCUAGUGUCACCACCAGCGUCCACACCAACCAGCCAACCCUUCGCCAUCAGCCGCUCCUGAAUGGUCUCACCGGCACUGUGCCAUGUCCUUCCAGUAGUCCUGAGGAGCAGCCUCCUUCACCAUGUGUGGUUGCACCUGAGGUCCUCCCUCCACCACUUCUUGCAUCUGAGCCCAAGACUGAGACACCUGAUAUGCACGGAGACCUUGAAACAGAUUCCACCCUGCAGUGGCCCAGUCAGAGCCGACAUACAGAAUCCACUUUGGAUUACAGCACGGUGGAAGUUGAGGUGGUGAAUCAGAGAGAUGUGGACUCUCUAUCACCGAGUCCAGAUUCCCAGGCACUCACUAAACAGGAGGGAAUAGAGACUAAGGAGGAAGCUGAGGAGGAGGACCUAGGAGUGGACCUGUGUCACCCUCUACUUGUGGCUGUUUUGUCUGACAAAGAGGAAUUCGCCAACGGUGGCCCGGAAGCAGAGAGGAAAACAAGAGAAGUGUUUUUGUGCAUAAAACAGGGCCUGGUGUUAGAGGUGGACGUGCAGCGAGGUAGCGAAAGAUGCCGGCUGGAGCUGGACAGCUUGACUCGGGUGGAGACCACAGAGGCCUCAUGGGCGCGUGUGUCUCAGGACACAGAACAGAUGCGUCCAGCUGUGGAACUUCAGUUUGACUACAUCAGCAGGGAUAAGAGGAGGAAACGCUACGUCUUUCUGGAUGAUGACCCACAGGAGGCACUUCAGGUUCUGACUGAUGUGCUGUCCCGCGCAGUGGAGGAAAAUCGCCGGCGUGACUCGGAGCUGUGCCCCAAAUGUGUUCGUCUGCAGUGCCUCCGUUGCAGGUUGGAGUUCACUCAACAGUUAGACGGCCGCGCAGAUGAAGCAGGAGAGAGGGCUCGGAGGAGAGGAGCUGUCACGAUACCGCAGCCUGAAGGAGAACCGGACGGUCCAGAGGCGAUAGAAAUUGAGCAUCAAAGAGGAAACUGUUAUCUGUGUCCAGAAUGUGGCAGCGACCACGUGGUGCAGCUUGCUGCCCAGACAACCCCUUACUGCAGUACGCCCCUGCACCACUCAUCAGUGCCCAACAGUGACAGUGAGCUUGAUGCAAAGCCGAGCACUUACAGUACCAAUAAGCCAAACAAGGACGACUACACAGAUGGCAGUAUUAGCAGCAGCCCUAUUCUGGCAACUCCUCUCUCUUCAGAAAAUCCUGUCUUUUUCACUGCCCUGGAAAGUCCUUUCAUCGUGGACGACCGGCCCGAUGAUACCCAUAGCAUUCCCAGCAAUGCAGAGCAGCAGAGUCAAGAGGAUCUGGCUGGAAGCUACAACUACACCACAACUGUUUCUGCACCAUCUGAUGUUCAGCCAACAGGAAGGUGCUCACUAAACGAUGAUUUGGAUCUGCUGUCUGAGGACUACGAGGCGGUGGAUCACCGGCUGAAGCUUUUCCUGGACGUGGAGGUCUUUGAAGAAGAAGAGGAGCUUCACUCUUUCAUCAAGAUGUCAGCUGUCAAGUUCGGGGAGCCGGGGGAGGUUCCUUGUCUCUUGGUGGUGUCAGACAAGCAAAUCUAUUUUCUGGAAAUGACAUGUGAGAUGCACAGAGGCCAGCUCUCCGACUGGCUGCAGAAGAGGGACAGCCACCCAAUCGUGGAGCUCAGCUACCUGGAGGUGGGGCUGGGCUCUCAGAGCAUCCACAUGCAGUUUGGCGACGAGGAGGGUGUGGCCUACACCCUCCUCGUGAGGGACAGCGCACGCUGCAAGCGCUUCUUUGGCCUGUUGACAGGAGUUGUGCGUGAGCUGGCCCACAAAUCUGACAGCAUGCUGAAGUCCAUCUCCACCUCCCGCCUCACCCCUGAGCACCACCUCUGGCAUCUAGUGUGUGAAGACAUCCAAGCAGAUGUGGAGGAUGGCCAGCUGCAGUUUUUCUACAUUCUGGCCUUCGUUCUGAAAGAUGACUUUUGGAUGCCGUUAACAGUCCUGGCAACCAGGGAGACCCUCUAUCUGCUCAAAGAAACUCACCAGUGGAGGAAGGAGGUGGAUGAAAACAGAGGAGAGAGCAGCGGCAGUGUUGACAUCAUCGAAACGCUGCCCAUCAGCUGCGUGAGCUCAGUCCACCUGUGGCCUUCGGAUCCGUGCAGGAUAGAUAUCAGGCUGUAUGACGAGACUGCGAAGCAGGAGAGGACGUGGCGCGUGCGCUCAGACAGCGGCGAGCUGCUCCAGGGUCUGCUGGCCUGGGUCAGGGCGCAGUGGGAGGCCAUGUUCGGAGUGAAACUGCACACGAGCCUGCACGACCAAGUGGGAUAAUGAGGAAGGGCAAGGUCACUGUGCCUGUGUGUUGCUUUGAACAUAAUUAUAAGUGUCGGCACUUGGAAAUGUCUAGUGAGCCUGAGCGAGUGCAUCUUUAUUUCUCUCUCUGCUCAGUCUGCUCCCAUUAUGCUCGUUGCUUUCAUCCUCUUUUGAGCCAAGAACUUGGAAAUGAUUGCACUCAUUCAUGUGGUACACAAGUCUGUAAAAACACCCCUUGCAUAAUGUUUCCCCCAGAUACCGUCCCACUGAACCUUUCUCCAGCUGAAGUGGAGUGUGCCUUGUUUAUUUUCCCAGCUGCCAUGUUUUUUUUUAAUGGAAAUGCACCUUAAAUUACUGUAGCGCCAAGCUGAUGUGGCACAGAUUAGAGUGUUUGAGGCUUUAGGUAGGAAGACACAAUGUUGGGUUUGAGGAUUUGUAAAGGAUCUGAGGCCAAGCUGGUUAAGCUGGGCAGAGUCCUUCCUCUCCACGAGACUGGGGGUGGUUCAGACAGCCAAGACUUUCAGCGCCGCCGCUGAGCGUCACGUCACACCUGUCGCUCCCCACUUAUUUCACCGUGUUGAACUUUAAAAGUAGCUCAAAUCAUUUUCUUUAGAACCAGUGGGACCAGUUUCAUUCGUUCAUCUGUACUUUGGGUAUAUUUUCAGAUUGAUUUUACUGCAACAAUACAAGCAACGUGCAAGUGAAAUCCUUUCAUACAGAGGUUGUGCACUCAGCAACAUCUGGGGCGAAACUGCAGAUUAGAUAAAAAACAUCCUUUAUUCAUUAUGGCUUAAGUCAGAGAGGCAUCUUUUAUUUUUAUAUAAAUAUGAAACUAUGUGAAUGUGUAGAAUUAAAUAUGAAAAUAAAAAAAGUCAAGAAAAGUG